Hibiscus syriacus is the source of this 456-nucleotide messenger RNA. RefSeq lists its product as uncharacterized. The transcript has 2 exons. The coding region runs from base 1 to 456 and encodes 151 amino acids. The record is from RefSeq and is a predicted model, not a curated record. NCBI's taxonomy places the organism in Eukaryota, Viridiplantae, Streptophyta, Magnoliopsida, Malvales, Malvaceae.
AUGCAAUGUGUCCCUAAGAAAGGAGGAAUAACUGUGGUAGCAAACGAGAAGAAUGAGUUGGUUCAUACACGAAAAACCACGUGCUGGAGAAUUUGCAUGGAGUAUCGUAAGCUGAAUAAAGCUACAAACAAGUAUCACUUUCUGCUACCAUUUAUUGAUCAAACGCUUGACAGACUUGCUAGAAAGGCUUUUUAUUACUUCCUUGAUGGGUAUAGCAGCUACAACCAGAUUGAUAUAUCUCCUGAAGAUCAAGAUGCUUGUGGACUACUCGACCAACCAACCAGACCUCCAUCACCACCGCACACGCUGCCAUACGUUGGUAGUACGCGUGGACUUCUUCCCCUGCCCUGGAAGCUUCUGGACCGGUCCAAUUGGUCUAGACCGAACCGAACCACUCAACCCGACCCGCCUGGUCUGGUCCAAUCACUGAUUCAACUCACUGAGUUAACUCGUUAA